GACGUCAUUAAAAUGCGACGCAGACUUGCAGCGUUGUUGAUGAGAUAUUAAUAACGAGUCGAAAGUUUAUUUGUGAAGUGUAUGUAUUUGAUUAUUUUUUUUUUUUAUUAGUUGAAGACUGUUUCGUGUUCAUGAGUUAGUUUUAUUCCCUGGCAGUGUGAAAAAUGAUGGAGGAUUUCUCAGGCCUGGCUUUGCCUCCUCUCUUUGGCGGUCACAUCCUGGAGGCCGAACUGGAGGCUGCGGGCGUCGAACUGGCUUCAGGAGCCACAGAGAUCCUGGAGAGUGGAGGACCUCCUCAAGACGUGCAGAAGGACACGAGGGAGGUGGACAAGAGGAAGUAUCAGGCUCUGAGCAAAAGGGUCAAGGAGCUCGAACAAGUGAAUGAGAGGACACUGGCACGCCUUCAUCAUGUCCAAAGACUCACACGCAGACUGAAGAAAGAGAGAAGGUUCCUCAUGAAGACUCUGGACGCACACGGAGAUGAUUACAGGAACGCCGAGCUCACAAUACCACUCGAAGAUGAGGGCGGAACCACUUUAGAUGGCACCCCUGGAGGAGAUGACGAUGGCUCCUCGCCGUCCGUCACCAACCAAUCAGCAUUCGGAGUGAAGAAAAAGCGGCAUCGGGUUCCAAAGGAGAAAGAAAGAGACGCUCAGGCCGACUCGGAGCUGUGUGUGAUGUCUGAGACUCCGUUCACGGCGUUCCCGAGCCCAAACUCCCUCUCGCACUGAGCUCCACCUACCCCAGUCUGAACAGGAAGUGUGUACAUGCUAAAAUGUGGUUUAGAAAUGAAGACUUGAAGAUACGAGGCUGAUUCGAUAAGUCGAGGAAGCUUACGGCCACCGGUUUGGUCCUGCAGAACCUGCAUAUCUAAAUCACGACGCACCGUGUUGUCAAGAAACAUGGUUGUCGGGGGCGUGGCCUGAAGUUCAAAAGCAGAACUGUGCAUAAGACAUUAUUCAGAUGAAAACGUAGUUCGUUUUAGCCAAAUUAUUCCCCCCAAGCAUACAAGUUUGCAUUAAAAUGCAAAACCGGUAGCUAUAAGCUUCCUUUAUUUGUUUGCUGCUCGUACAUUAGCCUCGAAACUUGGGUACAUUUCUAUUUUAGCUUAAGUGUCCUUUUUAAAUGUAAAAUUAUUUAUUAUUCUAACUGUAAACGUGUCAUUAAUGAUUGGCGAUAAUACAAUCAUGCUUCAUUUUUUAAAAACAGCUGUAAUGUUCGUAUUGUCUGUAAUAUUCUGAUUACAGUACGACUUUGGUCUGUUAACUUUUGGAAAACAAUUCAGAAACAUGGCAGAAUGUGAUGGAACUUUUACAUUUUUAUUUAAUUCAACACACACGCACACAUCUAUCGGUGUUUGCCGUAGCGGUUGAAGCGGCGAUACAGGAAGCGCAGUCUCUUCUCCAGCAAGUGUUUGUCCUCCGUCAUCAUGCGAUCUCCCACCAUCCUCUUCUUGCGCAUCAGCCGCUGGUACUCGUUACCGCGGAAACCCUGCAGCCACACAGGCCCUCUGAUCAAUUCUUUAGGGUGGGCUUUAAAAUCACCUGAAAGGAACAAUUCGAUGGGAUGAAACUUUCUCGCCCUUGCUGGAAUGUGUUACGGUUGCUAUGGUGACUGGCGCUCGUACAGUAACUGCUUUCUGUUUGUGCCACUGAGGGAAAAGAGAAAUAAUCAGCAGCCUGGAAGCCGACAAGCGUACACCAUUUUGAUAGUGACUUAAAUCAGUGUUGUCAUGGUUACAGAGUAUAAGGCCAAAAAAAAAAAAGUGUGUUUCCGGUUACCCGACCGACCCUAAACUUUUUUUUUUUUUUUCCUCCAGUCGCGACUUUUACAUAUAACCCAACCGCGUGAACCGGAAGUUUUUGUCACUCACUGGGAAAAUGGCGGCUGCCGUGUUCUCACACGUGGUCGUGGCGAUUGAAAUUGAUCCUUGUAAACACAUUGGCGGCAUUAAGGCAUUGACAUCAUUUUCAAAACUGUUGACUGUGCGAGACAUUUUUUUUUUUUACCACUACCAUAGUGAACACGGUAAGGCCAAAAAAAAAAGUGUGUUUCCGGUAACCCGACUGAUCGAGAAUUUCCGCGUCGAAAUUCCCGACCGUAAAGUUUUUAUUACAAAUUUCCCUCGAUAUUUUAGUGUAAGCGGUGUUAGUUUGUCAAUUUUUUGUUUCAACGCAUUCAAGUUGUGAAAGAAACGAUAAAAAGUAAAAUGUUUCACCACUUCUAUAAGCCCUCCUGCAUAAACAUGGAAGCGCACUUGCAUGUGACGUCACAGCCGAUCCAGAUUGUGACAGACGCCAUCGUGUCGGUCAAACGCCAUAUUCCGCCUUCUACUUCUGGUUCUACUUCUGCUUUUACUUCUGGAAAACCCUACUAUAUACAAUUCUACUACAAUGGCUGCGGCUACAAGCUCUCCCUACCUGUGCACGUUUGUUAUGGUUUUUGUGUGUAUUUUUGCGUGUUGUUCGUCUGUACCGGACUUCAAUAUCCACUACAACCGUAUGGACUUACUGGACAUGGGUUUCCAGCAGAAAAUGACGGUUUGUAGCGAUUUCCAUCACAUGCACAACAUUCCGGACGAGGAAAAAAAACAUUCCGGACGAGAUAGCGAGACCAGCGGGGUCUCCGUGGAUUGUUAUUGGAAGCAAAGUGAAGGAGGCGGCGCCGGGAGCGGAAGCAAAAGCGAGGCUACAGGCAGAGCCGGCCUGUUGACUAAGCUCAGAAAACAGCUACUCAAACCUCCACUGCCAAGCCUCUACCUCUCCAACGCCAGAUCCAUGUAAACAAGACGGACGAUUUGGAAUUACAGCUGGAAUUACCUUAUUCUAUUCUAUAAUCGGCUGGUCAGUGCUAUACUCAAUACUUAAGUGACUUACCCAUCCAAUGAGGAUUCUUGUUUACAAGAUGCCACAUCUGAGUCGCUGACAAAUCCUGAAUUUCUGUAAAGAUAACUGUGCAGAGAUUUAUAAGCACGCAGUGCUUCACCACUGAACAGCGAGGGAAAGUUAAUGAGGUAAUCAUACACGUCCGGGUAUUCCACUGGCAGUUCAAAAUCCGGUCGUGAAAACUCCGUCCGGAAAGCCAUAAGGGUCACAAAUCUGUAGAUCGUUUAUUUUAGACAUAUAUCUAGUUAUCUGUUCAUUAGAAAAAUGAUCCGUGUAGUCCGUCGGUUGAAAUUGAUCCAUUCUGUACACGAGUGCAGCAGUAUUCAGCUGUGUUUUUGACCGACAAGAUGGGGGUUGUGUACUUUCCGGUCACGUGACUGCAAGAUCUCUAUACUGAAGGAGGAAGGGAAAACUGAGCCGAGCCGCCAUUUUGAAUCCUCAUUCAAGGCUGUAAUGCAAAUUGCUUCCUCUUCAGUAUACAAGUGCACUUCCAUGGCAGGGAAAAACACUACAUUUUGCCGCCUAUGUAGUCCCCUAUUUAUACAAAUAGGAGUCAUUCAGGAUUCAGCCAUGUUUUUGCUCGGUGUUUUUGCUCGACCCAAGUUCUACAGUAGGCUAGGCUAGGCUGUCUGCUUUUAAUGGAAGUAGCCUAGCCUAGGACGUUAUUUUCACGUUAUUUCUUGAUAAGGUGUUUUCACGUUAUUACAUGAAAAUAUCAUGAAAUAACGUGAUAAGUUUGUAUCAUGAAAUUUGGUGAUGUUAUUACAUGAUAAAUAUAUUGUAAAAACGUGAUACCUUUGUUAACAAUAUCUUUUCACGUAAUUACUUGAUUCUAAGCCAAUUUUGAGUGUGGCAGCAAUACGCUUCCGUAGAUCAUAACUCGAACUCUUGCGAUAUUUUUUUUUAUUCGUUUAAAGAUUUAAAACACUUUUAUUUUAUUAUGAUGUGUGGUAUAAAGGAUUCUGUGCCAAAAUACUAUUUUGUAAGAUGUUUACUUGUGUUAAUUUUUUCGAACAAAAUAAAAAAAAAAAUUAAGAAAAAAAAAAACUUUUUCUUACCUACCGACCUUAUUUUAGUAUUUCAUGUUACCGGAAACACACUAUUUUUUUUUUUUUUAGCCUAAAGUGACCAAAUCGACAUUCCAGGCAUUCUUCUAUCGUAAAUGAAGGCACACCUGCCAGCCAAUCAGAAACGAGUAUUUUGGUAUGACGUGGUGCACAGUGUAGUCGUGACGGUUACUGUGGUAACUGAAAGCCUGUACAGAGCCGAGCUGACUGAUAACGAACAGUGAGGCGUGCGAGAGACAUUCUCACCCAGAAUGCCGAUGUUGUCAUAGACACCGAACAUGCUCCUCUUCUCCGUCCACCGGUCCACCUGCUUCAGGGGCGGGAUGGCGUGCAUUCGCAUACGUAAACAUGCUCCUACACACACACACACACACACACACACACACAUCUGGUUUAAUGAUCACCAAAAGGAAGUGAAGGAAAUCCUGGAGGAUGUGUGACCCUGGAUUUAUCAUUACCAACUACGACAACACACUGUGUGUGUGUGUGUGUUUUCAAGAGAACUGACAGACGAACUCUCUCUCAUGUUCCCGUUAUGACCCAAACCCUAGUGUUACUGAAUUCUCAAUUCUGAUUGGUCCGAAAGUGUUCCUUUUAAGUGUAUAAAUUGUCGUGGUGAAAGUGACUCCACUUCCUCACGCCACCCUGUCGUAAUUAAUUAUUUCCUUCCAGCAGCAUGACUCCAACUGAUUUAUUCCUUUUAUCACUUCUCCGAGUAAACCAGGGAGAGAUCUCAUCUCAUCUCAUUAUCUCUAGCCGCUUUAUCCUGUUCUACAGGGUCGCAGGCGAGCUGGAUCCUAUCCCAGCUGACUACGGGCGAAAGGCGGGGUACACCCUGGACAAGUCACCAGGUCAUCACAGGGCUGACACAUAGACACAGACAACCAUUCACACUCACAUUCACA
Neoarius graeffei (lesser salmon catfish) is the source of this 4857-nucleotide messenger RNA. It is a transcript of the gene tfpt, whose product is annotated as TCF3 (E2A) fusion partner. Gene Ontology annotation, cellular component: Ino80 complex. Gene Ontology annotation, molecular function: DNA binding. The transcript has 6 exons. NCBI's taxonomy places the organism in Eukaryota, Metazoa, Chordata, Actinopteri, Siluriformes, Ariidae. The record is from RefSeq and is a predicted model, not a curated record. Gene Ontology annotation, biological process: apoptotic process; apoptotic signaling pathway; positive regulation of apoptotic process. The coding region runs from base 165 to 731 and encodes 188 amino acids.